AUGGCUGCUUCAGCAGUAGGAGGAUGGGUAGCCUCAGCUUUCAUCACCAAGCUAGUUGAGAAGGUGUGCACCUAUGCUGGAGACCAGUAUGAAUACCAACGGAAAGAUACAAAGGAGAAACUAAGUACCCUAGAGAAGAAUCUAUCGUCGAUCCAAACAGCGAUACAUAUAGCUGAGAGAGUGCAGGCAAAGAACAUAGCCAUGGGAAGUUGGCUAAGGAGAAUCAAAGAUGCUGCCUGUCAAGCUGAGGAUGUUCUCGAUUUGUUUGACUAUCGAGUUCUCCAAGCACAAGCUGAAGACAGGGGCAUGAUUAGCUCAGUUGCUUCAGCUGCAGCUGGCUCAUCUUCUUCAUCCUCAAGCACCGUCACCACUGCCUCUACCACCACUAGCAGUAGCAGCAGCUCGACAGUAAAUCAGUCGGUUCGUCUUCUCAAACGCUUUCUAUUCUCUGAUGAAGAUAUAGAUGACUUGAUUUCUGUAGUCAAUAAGUUUGUUGAGAUUGAUAGUGAGAUGCAAAGAUUUCUGGAGUUUGUCAAGAUAGAGGACAGCAAACCGGAACAGGCAGUUCAGUGGCGCACAACAAGCUCUAUGCCAAGCUCAGAGAAGUUUUUCGGUCGAGUUAAUGAAGAAAACAAUCUGAAGAAAUUACUUGUUCAGAUCAAUGAACAAUCCAGUCAGCCAUAUGAUGUUAUAUCAAUUGUUGGUAUUGGUGGUGUUGGUAAGACAGCGCUAGUACAGAGAGUGUAUAACCACUUUCAUGACACACAUCACUUUGAUCUCACAGUAUGGCUCCAUGUCUCAGAUAAAUUUGAUGUUGGCCGUCUAACAAAAGAGAUGACAGAGUCAGAUAAUCUCAGCAGUAGUUUAGAUCAAGCUCAGAGGAUACUUCGGGAUAGGCUGAAUGGGAAAAAGGCUUUGAUAGUCCUUGACGAUGUAUGGAAUGUAUUGAGGAGCCAAUUGGAGAACCUGUUCAAACCCCUGAAGUUUGCUAGCCAGGGCAGCAAAGUAAUAGUUACAACUCGAAGUAAAAAUGUUGCAAGUAUGAAUGCAUCAACAGAGAUCAUGGAGUUACAUGGCUUAGAAGAUGAAGACUACUGGGAUUUCUUUUCACAAUGUGCAUUCGGUGAUGCAAAUCCUUCUGAUUUUCCACAACUGAAAAGAAUUGGCCAAGAAGUGGUGAGCAAGUUGGCCGGAUCACCUUUAGCUGCAAUGACAGUUGGGAGUUCAUUGAAAGCGGUGCUAAAAGAAGAACAUUGGAGUUCUAUCUGUGGAAAGAAAUUGUGUCAAAUAGAGCAAAAGGAAGAUGAUAUCAUAUCAGUAUUGCGACCGAGUUAUGAGCAUCUUCCUGACCAUUUGAAGCAAUGCUUUGUUUACUUUGCAUUGUUUCCUAAGAAAUACCACCUUCGAGGAGAUGAGCUAAUACAGAUGUGGAGAGCUCACGGUUUCCUUGACACGCAAACACCAGAUGAAACUGCACGUCGUUACAUCAAUGAUCUCUUGCAGCUUUUAUUCAUUGAGAAGGUACCCAACCAAGAGGACCACUAUGUAGUUCACGACUUGCUACAUGAUUUUGCAGAGUCGGUGUCCAAUGGAGAACACUUCCGAAUAGAAGAUGACUUCAAUCUCGGAAGUGCAGAAGUUCCUUUUCUGGAGGAUAGAUGGCUGAACAAGUGCUUGACUGAGGAGCCUGCACCAGCUCUCUUCUCCCUUGUGAUUGUGACGACAAGAAUCAAGAAUACACACAUUGUUUAG
This is a messenger RNA of Aegilops tauschii subsp. strangulata, 1752 nucleotides long. Lineage: Eukaryota; Viridiplantae; Streptophyta; Magnoliopsida; Poales; Poaceae. The record is from RefSeq and is a predicted model, not a curated record.